Messenger RNA from Tricharina praecox, 999 nucleotides. RefSeq names its product ribosomal protein S17-domain-containing protein. Lineage: Eukaryota; Fungi; Ascomycota; Pezizomycetes; Pezizales; Pyronemataceae. Gene Ontology annotation, molecular function: structural constituent of ribosome. Bases 154 to 639 code for a protein of 161 amino acids. Gene Ontology annotation, biological process: translation. The record is from RefSeq and is a predicted model, not a curated record. Gene Ontology annotation, cellular component: ribosome; cytosolic small ribosomal subunit. The transcript has 3 exons.
CCACAAUCGCACACUCGCACCAUCGCACCGUCGCCCGCAGAGCCGUUAGGUUUAGCAAAAAUCAAUACGAAUCCACGACUGUCAACGCGCGCCAAACGACAAAUCCCGUCAGCACCCACGAUCGACCCCUAACGACCGACCACCGACGCAGCCAUGGCCACCGAGCUUACCGUCCAGUCCGAGCGUGCUUUCCAGAAGCAGCCGCAUAUCUUCACCGCCCAGAAGGUCCGCUCCGCUAAGCGCAGAGUUGGAAAGGGAGGAAGGAGAUGGUACAAGGACGUCGGUCUGGGUUUCAAGACCCCCAAGACCGCCAUUGAGGGCACCUUCAUUGACAAGAAGUGUCCCUUCACUGGUCUCGUCUCCAUCCGUGGACGUAUCUUGACCGGUACCGUUGUGUCUACCAAGAUGCACCGCACUCUCGUCAUCCGUCGGGACUACCUCCACUACGUUCCCAAGUACAACCGUUACGAGAAGAGACACAAGAACAUCUCGGCCCACGUUUCGCCGGCUUUCCGUGUUGAGGAGGGUGACCAGGUGACCGUCGGACAGUGCAGGCCGCUGAGCAAGACUGUCCGUUUCAACGUUCUCCGUGUCCUUCCCCGCACCGGAAAGGCUGUCAAGUCGUUCAACAAGUUCUAAAUUUGUGGUACUUUGGGAGCUGAUCAUGGAGAAUAUAAAAUAAAAUGGGUCUUUUGUUUCUCCAGGUGUUGUCUUUUUAGUCUUUGGUUUUUGCAUGAACGAUUUCCCAGAAAGCAAGCAUUUCGAGCAACACUGCAACUAAUCAACCCACUUGAAUGUGACGGCACGCUUUCUUUUUCGCCCUUUCUUUCGGCUUAUGCAGCUCAGCAAUUGGUCCGGGAUAAUGGACUUGGGAAUGGAUGGCAAUCGAUAGUGGCUGUUUCUUGCAUCAUACAAAAGGCGAUCAGAGAAACAAGUCAUGUCCGCAGCCCAAUUUAGAGAUGUGUCAAGUCGAUGAGCGUCUUCAAAGGUCGUGGGGGG